CAGCUAAAGUGAACAAAGGAUUAAAGUGUGCUGAGCACCACCGCCGUGAUUUGCAUCCCAGAGCCCCUUCCCACGGGCCCCCUCUGCUCCUGGCCUUUUUUUUUUGGCUGUGAGCCAGCCGGCGUAAGAGCCCUGUUUACAGAAGUGAUGCCUACGUUAAUAUUGCAAAAGACUUCAUCAAAGCUUUUAGUCGCUACUGAAGCAGAAGUAUCUAACCGUGGGCCAUGAGCUGACCGGGCUGCGGCACAGGGGAUGAGCCGCCCGCGCAGCCGCGCGCUUCCUACCCUUCGUUCGACCAACUCUGGUCUCGGCCUGAGCACGAAGACUGAGUGACCUUAGCAAUUGCCAGCAAGGGGACUCCACAUGAUGAAAGCAGGAUCCUGCAGUGAGAAGGAAGGGAGGUGCUAGAAGAAAUGCAGAGCAAGAAGCCCAGAAUGCCAGCUGCAAAAGCAGGCUAGCUUAAGAGGAGGAAGAAGAAGCCACCAUGUCCCAAGGAGGAGCAGCAGCACGCAAAGCUGCUGAGCCCCAGGACCGGGGGUGGGCGUGGAUGGUCCUGCUCGCUGCAGUGCUGCUCCAGGGGCUGACGCUGGGCUUCCCCUCCUGCAUCGGUGUUGUCUUCAUGGACCUCCAGCAUGAGUUCCAGGCCAGCAAUAGCGAGACGUCGUGGUUCCCAUCCAUCAUGGUGGCCGUGCUGUACGGAGGCGGGCCCCUCUGCAGCAUCUUGGUGAAGCGAUUUGGCUGCAGGUUUGUGGUGAUGCUGGGAGGCCUGCUCAGCAGCGUGGGCAUGGUGUCCAGCUCCUUCUGCAAGUCCAUCAGCCAGCUUUACUUAACAGCUGGCUUCAUCACUGGUCUGGGAUCUUGCUUCAGCUUCCAGGCAGGAGUGACGGUGCUGGGCUACUACUUUGUGCGGUGGCGAACGCUGGCCAAUGCCAUAGCAUCCACUGGCGUCUCUCUCGGUUUCACGCUGUGGCCGUUGCUCUCUCAGUACUUGCUGGAUGAGAUGGGCUGGAGAAACACCUUCCUCAUCUUUGGAGGAAUACUAUUGAACUGUUGUGUUUGUGGAGCCAUCAUGAGGCCAGUUCAGCUUGCGUCAGGGUCACCACUACAGUCACCCAAGCCCACAGAAGAGCCAGGGAGAACAUCAGAAGGGGCACAACUGUCCAAUGGAGCAUCUUCUCCCCACCCCAAGCAGCAAAGCAGAAGGACUGCAUGCUUCCAGAUGCUGCAGAAGUACCUGGCUUUUGACAUCUUCUGUCAAAACAAAGGCUACCAGAUUUACACUAUUGGGGUGACCUGGAUGAUGAUGGGGUUUGUGUUACCCCAUGUCUACCUUGUGCCUUAUGCCAUCCAGAACGGGGUGGAGGAACGUAGGGCAGCCCUCCUCAUCUCCAUUAUCGGGCUCAUCAACAUCUUCAUACGCCCUUUGACAGGGCUGCUCUCAGGGCACAGAGUCUUCACGGGGAGACGCAUCUACCUGUUCAGCCUGGCUGCGCUCCUCUGCGGGCUGAGCAAUUUCAUCUGCGUCAUUUCAGCUGAGUUCAGCGUGCUCAUCAUCUACUGCAUCAUCCUCAGUAUAGCCAUGAGCGGCAUCGGGGCACUCACCUUCCAGGUGCUGAUGGAUGUGGUGGAGAUGGAAAGGUUCUCGAGUGCUCUAGGGCUCUUCACCAUCCUGGAGAGCAUCACGCUCCUCAUCGGACCCCCUCUCACAGGUCUCCUGGUCGACGUAACGAGUGAUUUCCACUGUGUCUUCUACAACUCCAGUUUCUUCCUGAUAUCAGCUGCAUUAUUUAUGGGGCUCAGCUUCUGCACUCUGGAAAAAAAGAAACGAUUGAAAGAGGCUUCAAAAGUACCUUUGGACAGUCCCUCCAGAUGUCAAUACAGUGAAAUGCCAACGGAAACACGGUCUGAGAGUCAAUCCCCUCCAGCAGUUGUGUACAUCACAAGCAUAUGAAGAGAAAGGAAAGGAGGGGGAAAAAAAACCAAAACAAAAAAGAAGAGGAAGACAAACCAUUCCGUGCCCUGUGCAAAGCUACACAAGGCCAGCACUGACGGCAGAUGGGAAAACAAGAGUCUGCUUUCCACAACCAUCGCCAUCCUUCUGCGCAGCGCUUCUGCUCUGUGGGGCCGUGUCAGACUCCACGUGAGCGAUCCAGGCCGCAGGCUGAGCCCCAAACCCAGCGCCAGCCAAAGAGCCGAAGGACAGAGAACUGCGCUCUCCUAAAGCAAACCACGGGGUAACAGCCAUGGUAACCAGCUCUGAGAGACAAAAGCUGGGGCAGUUCAAUUGGUUUAAGUCAGUGCCUUUACGAAGCCACUGGAAUGUCACAUUUCAGUUGGUAGCACUGGACAAUACGUACUAAUGGCUAUGCACAAUGGAAGCUCUUUCACAAAAAAGUGUUAUUGCCUCGUCUGAACAUGCAAUUUUGGUGCAGGCUUAUAUGAAGUUUCCUGGUCGCUUCCCAUGUCAGGGGUGGCAAGACAAACACUUUCCACAGGAAGUGUGUUAUUAUUUUCCACAUCGCUAAAUAUUAUAUGGAGGCUGCUGCACGGGUUGUAGAACUUGGCCAAGUCUCUACUAAGAUCAAGUAUUUUCUCCUAUGAGGUAUAUAUAUGAGCUCUUCACACUAAGGACAUUUUCAAAGCCUCAAAGGUUCAGCUCCAGACCAUCAAAAAGCAAAAAACCCCAAACCUUAGAGUGCCUCCUUUGUAUAACUAGUGAUACAAGUGCUUCUUGAUAUAUCAUAAACUAGGAUUCAUGGCUUGUGUAAAUACACCACUUUCCAGCAUUAUCUGCGACUUACUUUGAGGGGCAGGGGAGCACAGAAGGUGUUACUAGACCUGAGAGUAAGUGUAUGCAUCCUUAUAUGGGGCCAAAUUCAAAGCCACCAUAGCUCCCCCUUGUGUAAAUGACUUCAGCUCUUUAGUCUUAGACUCUCAGACUUAAUUACACCAGCCUUCUCAUUAUAGAGAAGUUUGCACAAGCAUAAUUUACAAAUAAAUCUGUGGGGAAAAGUAUACUGAGAAGAGGCAGUGUUACCGACUUUCAUACCCGUACAGCCUUGACUUAAGUGGCUUUUCUUGCUGCACCCCUGGGAGUUAUACUUGGCAGUACUAAGACGAGAGCUGCAUCAGCCUCUGGCCUCCCUCAGUAUCAGCCUGAGCUGCAAACUGUUUAUAUUCUGUAUCGUUCCUGAUCUGACAGAAGCCAAUAGCUCACAAAGCACUGCAGAUGAUUACAUUAGAACACUCAGAAAGAUGGAAGCGUAAAAUGGGAGUGAAAUGGAAGAAGUAACAGCUUUCAGUUCAGCUGCGGUGCUUAUCUUGAGAACCAUUCUAUCAAAUUCCUAGCUACAAAACCAGUUCUUGUAAGACAAAACAAACCAACCACACUGGAUGAAGCCACCGGGAAACUGACUCCAAGGUCUUCAGAGAUGAUAAUGGCUUCACAGCUGGCUUUUAUGGUUGAAGAGGAGGAUCAGCCUUCAAAGGGGUUCCUGCUCCCACCACUCAGUGGUAUCUGUAUUUCAGCAUUGCUCUAGGAUUACUGAACCAGUAUGCUUUGCAUUUCCUGAUCAAACACACACUUAAAUUAGAUAUGUAUGUCUCCCACUAGCCAUCUUAUCUGUCAUCACACGUGUUUAUUAACUUGUGUAAUGCUUAGAUGGUCCAUAACCACAAAGUAAACCAGGACUGGUGCUUCUCAGCCUACCGAAACAAUGGCUGCUGUAUGUUCCUAGGAAAAAGAUGGGGCUUUCCCCCGCUCAAAACAACAACGAAAAGUCCCAAACCUCUUCUAGCUAUUGCAAAUAAAACAGCUAAGCAGCUGAAUGGAUUGCCA
This is a messenger RNA of Phalacrocorax carbo (great cormorant), 3838 nucleotides long. Lineage: Eukaryota; Metazoa; Chordata; Aves; Suliformes; Phalacrocoracidae. The record is from RefSeq and is a predicted model, not a curated record.